This is a messenger RNA of Ostrinia furnacalis (Asian corn borer), 3219 nucleotides long. Its product is annotated as DNA excision repair protein ERCC-6. The record is from RefSeq and is a predicted model, not a curated record. Lineage: Eukaryota; Metazoa; Arthropoda; Insecta; Lepidoptera; Crambidae. The coding region runs from base 158 to 3166 and encodes 1002 amino acids. Gene Ontology annotation, molecular function: ATP binding; ATP-dependent activity, acting on DNA. Gene Ontology annotation, cellular component: nucleus. Gene Ontology annotation, biological process: transcription-coupled nucleotide-excision repair. The transcript has a single exon.
AAUUCAAACAAAUUUUUUUUUAUCGAUGUUUCGUCGCUUGUUCGCUUGUGUUCUAAAUUUUUAUUCAAAGGAUUUUGUAAAUAAAAACAUCGUCAGGCGACAUUUCAUUCAACAAUUUAGUUGAAAUAAUGUAGAUAAGUUUAAAUAUUUGGUAGAAAUGGUGGAUAUAAAUAAGUAUCUUGAAAAUCAACUUGCUUUGGCUAAGAAACAUACUAUACACAAGGUCGGCAGAUCUAAUGAUGUUUCAGAAAUAAGUAGAACUGCCGCUGAAAAAAUAUCUAGAAAGGAGGACAAACAAUUAUUUAAGAAAAACCGCAAAAUUAAUAAAGAAUCUUCAAUACAAGUAUGCACAGAAGUUGAACAACCAAGUACUUCAAAAAAUAAGAAUGAAGACGACGAGAGCGAUUACCUUCCGUCGUGUGAUGAAGAUGAUGAUGAGGCAACUGUACCAAGUCUGCCAUCUACAUCGCGACCCAAGAAGAAUUUAAAGAAAAUCGUAGAUGACGGUGACCGAAAUUCGUACGACAACAGGAUAAAAGAAUGGAGGGAAAACUUAGAGGCAGCACGCACCGGUAAUCUAGUAAAUGAGUCUCAUUCUGCUGACAUUCAAUAUUUGCUAGAUGGAAAUAAAGACGUUGAGAAGUUUCAACAUCUGGACCAAGGUUUGCGCAUUCCUAUAUUUGUUUGGAAGCAACUUUAUAAGUACCAAAGGACAGGAGUGAAAUGGUUGUGGGAAUUGCAUCAAGUGCAAUCUGGAGGAUUGUUGGGUGAUGAAAUGGGUUUAGGCAAAACUGUUCAAAUAAUUGCAUUUUUAGCAGGAUUAUCAAACACUGAUUCUGGGAUUUGGGGUGGACUUGGCCCAUCUAUUAUUGUAGCCCCGUGUACUGUCAUUUACCAGUGGGUUUCACAUUUCCACUACUGGUGUCCAUAUCUUCGAAUAGCAGUUCUGCACAACUCUGGAUCUCAUUCAGGGAACCAUAAUAAACUCAUUCGUGAUAUUCAUCACUCCCAUGGAAUUUUAUUAAUAACUUAUGCUGGAGUUGUUAAAUAUUCAAAAGAUCUGCUAGGUCAUAAAUGGCAUUAUAUUAUUUUAGAUGAGGGCCACAAAAUAAGAAAUCCUGACACUCAAGUCAGUAAACAUGUUAAGAAAUUUGAUACUCCACAUAAACUGUUGAUAACAGGUUCUCCCAUGCAGAACAGCUUACAAGAAUUAUGGUCAUUGUUUGAUUUUAUGAGCCCUGGGCUACUUGGGACUCACCAUGCAUUUAUGGAAUAUUUUGCAAAUCCUAUAACCCAGGGAGGUUAUGCAAAUGCUACAGAGCUUCAGGAAGCAACAGCUUUGGAAAUAGCAAUUGCACUGAAAAAAUUAAUCACCCCUUAUAUGCUCCGAAGAACAAAAGCAGAGGUUCAAGAGCACAUAAAGUUGCCUGAGAAAAAUGAACAAGUCUUGUUUUGUGCCCUUUCAGAAGAACAAAGAGAUUUGUAUAUGGGGUAUCUUAUGGGAAGUACUGUCAGAAGUAUUUUGGAUAAAGAGAGCAGAUAUGGGGAUCCUAUUCGUGCCAGAGUGUUAGUAGCUCUGUCUACUUUAAGGAAAAUAUGUAAUCAUCCAGAUUUGUAUCUUUAUGAAAUAGAAGAAGACCAAGCAGUUUUGAAUGAUUCAUUUGGUCAUUGGAAGAGAUCAGGGAAAAUGACAGUUGUGAAUUCUCUGUUGAAGAUAUGGCAAAAACAGGGUCACAGAACACUUAUUUUCUCUCAAUCCAGAGCAAUGAUAUGUAUUUUAGAGCAAUUUUUACAAAACCAUAACUAUAAGUAUCUCAAAAUGGAUGGCACUGUGAUAGUUAGCCAGAGACAAAAUUUGAUUAAAACAUUCAAUGAAAAUCCAGAAUAUUUAGUGUUUCUGUCAACUACAAGAGUUGGAGGUCUUGGAGUUAAUUUAACUGGUGCUGACAGAGUGAUAAUAUAUGACCCAGAUUGGAACCCAGCCACUGAUAAUCAAGCAAAAGAGAGAGCUUGGAGAAUUGGGCAGGAGAAGAAUGUCACUGUUUACAGAUUACUUUCUGCUGGAACAAUUGAAGAAAAAAUAUAUCAGAGGCAAAUUUUUAAACAUUUUCUGAGUAACAGAAUACUUGUAGAUCCUAACCAGAAAAAUGUUUUGACAACAAGUACAUUGCAGGGUUUGUUCACCUUAGAUGAACCUAAUCACGAUGGUGACACUGAAACUGCAUCAUUAUUUAAACACACUAAGGUAAAUAUGGACAACAAUCACAAAAAAGAUAACAGUGGAGGAAUUUCCAAUUCAAAAAAGAAAAUUGAAGCAAUGAAAAGAAUGGCUAAAGAAAUAAGUAAAAGAAUAUCAAAGAAUGUACAAACACCUAGUACUUCAGUGGCAGAGGUAGAUCCAAGAGAAAGGUAUAAGAGAAAAAGGGAACUUUUGUUGAAUCCCCCAAAGGCUCCUCCAGAGCUAGAAAUAAAUCUGAUGGAUGAUAAAAUAACCACAGAAACAUUUGACAAUGUUAUGUCUGAAUUGGAUAUAAUAAAUAUGCAUGCAAAAGAAAAUUAUGAAGAAAAUCUUAUACAAGAAGUGCUUAGCAAACAAAAUAAAGAUAAUGAAAAAGAUGAUAAUAAUAGUUCUACAGAAAUCUGCAAUGAAAGCAAAGAAGAAGGUGAGAUAAAUAGUGAUAGUGAAUCUAGAAGUAAUAAAAACAAUUUAGUAGGUGACAGUGGUAGUAGUGAUAAAAUUUCAGAUAUAAAUCAUGGUAAGCAGUUAGAGGGCUUACCAGAUCAAGCUGAAGCUUCAUAUGAUGAUAGUCUAAAAAAGACUAAAAAUCAUCAUGGUAAAAAUAGAGAUAAGAAACGAAAAAGGAAAGAUUCUUCUGUAUCUGAAACAGAGAUAGACAGUUUGCUAGCUGUAAAAAAAGUUAAGAGGAAAAAACACAAACAUAAUAAGGAAGAGAAAUCAAAAAAUGAUGACGAUUAUGUAUUAAAUAAACUUUUCGCAAAAGCGUCUGUAAAGAGUGCAUUGCAACAUGAUGCUGUGGUUGGUCUAGCCGAAAAAGAAAAGAGGCUCAGAUUAAAAGAAGAAGCAUCGAAAGUUGCUAAAACUGCUGUAAGAGCCAUUAAAUUUUCAUCCUCAAAUAAGCUGAAGAAAACUGUUCAAGUUCUUUAGAAAUGUUGAAUUUUAAUAUUUUUUGUAAGACUAAUAAAAAAAGUGUUUAUAUU